GGCGCCAUUUUGGACGGGCCGCGGGAGACGUGGUGCCGCUCAGGGCUCGCUCGGCCGUACGCUAGGCUUGGUGGGAAGGCCUCUUCUCGAGUCCGCGCUUUUUCGUCGCCGCCAUGUCAGGAGGUGGUGUGAUUCGUGGCCCGGCGGGGAACAACGACUGCCGCAUCUACGUGGGUAACCUACCUCCAGACAUCCGAACCAAGGACAUUGAGGACGUGUUUUACAAAUACGGCGCCAUCCGCGACAUCGACCUGAAGAACCGCCGCGGGGGACCGCCCUUCGCCUUCGUUGAGUUCGAGGACCCGCGAGACGCGGAAGAUGCGGUGUACGGGCGUGACGGCUACGAUUACGACGGCUACCGUCUGCGGGUAGAGUUCCCUCGAAGCGGCCGCGGGACCGGCCGAGGCGGCGGCGGGGGUGGAGGCGGCGGAGCUCCGAGAGGCCGCUAUGGCCCGCCAUCCAGGCGCUCGGAGAACAGAGUGGUUGUCUCUGGACUGCCUCCGAGUGGAAGCUGGCAGGACUUAAAGGAUCACAUGCGUGAAGCAGGUGAUGUAUGUUAUGCUGAUGUUUACCGAGAUGGCACUGGUGUCGUGGAGUUUGUACGGAAAGAAGAUAUGACGUAUGCAGUUCGAAAACUGGAUAACACUAAGUUUAGAUCUCAUGAGGGAGAAACUGCCUACAUCCGGGUUAAAGUUGAUGGGCCCAGAAGUCCAAGUUAUGGAAGAUCUCGAUCUCGAAGCCGUAGUCGUAGCAGAAGCCGUAGCAGAAGCAACAGCAGGAGUCGCAGUUACUCCCCAAGGAGAAGCAGAGGAUCACCACGCUAUUCUCCCCGUCAUAGCAGAUCUCGCUCUCACAUAUCUGAAGAGAUGGAUUAAGAAUGCUUUGGAUUAAGGAUUGUGGAGCACAUUUCAAUCAUUUUAGGAUUGUCAAAAGGAGGAUUGAGGAGGAUCAGAUCAAUAAUGGAGGCAAUGGUAUGACUCCAAGUGCUAUUGUCACAGAUGAAAUUGGCAGUAUUGACCUUAUACUAAAAGACAAGGGUUAAAAUUUUUAUCAACAUCUUAUGUGGUUAUUUCUAGCUACAAUUGCUUUGCUUUUUAAACCUUGGCAAUUGUGGCAAAAUUGCCCAUCUUGUAACAAUUAUUUGCUCCCUUCCCCCCUUUUUGUUUUAAUAGGGACUAAUGUGGGAAGAAUGGCUAAUUUGUCAGUGCUUAGUUACAACUGUUAAUGUGUGGCCUGCUGUUGGUGUCCAUAAGGGUACAGGGUGUCUAUUUCCAAACAGAGUAUAAUAUCAAUACUGCUAAAUCUGCAUGUCCUCUGUGUGACUGAUAGAGCGUUAUUAUUUCAUUUUUUAAAGACAAAAUGACAGCAGACUAUAGAAUUCCAACGUAUAGUGUAGAUAAUCUAGUUGGGAGUACUUUAAGUCUCGCCUUCCCUUUUACUAUUCAUAAUUGACUCAUGUUUAAAACACUUUAAUUUACAAGCUAAAUUGCAGACGGGAGCAAUAGAUUUAGUUUAGUCUUAGGUGGGUAGCAAUACCGGUAAACUUCAAUUACAUAACUUUGCAACCACAAAACGUGAUACCUGUACAGUAACAAGUGUUGGCAUUAUCAGUUGAAGUGUAAAUAUAAAGUGCUUCUUCCAGUUAGUCUCUGUAAAUGAUUAAGUUUCUAAAAUUUAUCUAAACACCAUACAGAAACUUGUUUUGGGGAAUUUGAUAGUUAUUGAUGUACAUCUGUUAAACUGAUGACAGACAUAACUCAUCAUUCCCCAGAAACCUUUUUUGAUUACAGUAUCUAACAUUUUGCCUCCUCUUUUUUGGUUUUGCUGGUUAUAAAGGUUUGGAUUGGAGAGGGCUCACUGGAUCCCAAUCCUUGGAGCUGGAUCAUUGGAUUCAAAUCAUAAUGUGGAUAGGAUAGGGAGGAUGAAUUACCAGGAUUCAUGGAGCGGGAUCAGAUUACCAGGAACAUAGGAGUGGAUUCCUUCCUGCCCCAACCAAACCGCAUUCGUGUGGAUUUUUUUUUCAUUCAACUUAAUUGGCUAUUCCAAAGAGUUUUUUCCUAUUUUUGACGAUUGGAGCCCUUAAGAUGCACGAUGGAAUUGUGUUUUGCAUUUUUUGGUAAAAGGAGCAAAGCGAGGACCUGGAGAUAAACGCUGGAGCAAUCUCCUUGGAAGGAUUCAGCACGAGUAGAUGGUAAACAUUUAAAGGGGAAAGGGGGGGUUUGUUUAAAAUAGUAAAUCAGUAAGUCACUUCUAAAUUUAAAGAAAACAAUAUUGGAGUUGAAAGAAUAAGUAGGUUUCCAAUUGGCUAUUGCCGUUUUUCUUUGAAAAAUAAACAUUUUUUAAAAAACGAUGCAUGGUUGUCCUUUUUCCUCUUCAUGUAAAAUUUUGCUGGGUAACUAGUGUAUCAGCUAUUUCUUUAAAUUGAUAAAUUCUGACUUGUUUAUGUGUUGUUAGCAAUUAAAGAUAUUAAUCUAAUAAACGAUAAUAACUGUCUCUUAAUGUUGUGGAAGUCUUAAAGGGAUAAUAAACUGAGUGUGAGGCAGUCAUGUAUGUAGUACACUUAUGUAGGGGUUAAUAGUCUGGAAAUUAAGCUUUCAUAUUUUGCUAAAGUAUGAUUAAGAACUUAUAGGUACUGUUUAUUUUGGUAAUACUUUAGACAAAAUAGGUUUUUGUACAAAAUUGGUUGAUGGCUAGUAAGUUUUGAUGUUGAAGGUAGCUUUUGAAAUCUUUGGUGACACUCAAAUUCAUUAGUAACAUCAGCAGGGGUAAUAGAAAGCAGCACUGAUCUUUUUGAGUUGUGGACAGUAUGCUGACAUAUUAACUGCUUAUAGGGUGAAUCAAUAUGUCUCGUAAAGCUUUUCAGCCAUAAAGAGUAUUCUGUCCCCAAACUUAGUGAUCUGUAUUAAGUCAGCAAUUAUAUCUUAGUCUAGUGUUAUAUAUCUCUGUUAGCUCCUGUAAAGCUGAAUCUUCAUCUUGCUUGGAGUGGAGUAUGGUACUUGUAUUUAAAAUCCCAAGCUUGUGAUUUCCUUAUAGUUAGAAUGAACAAAUCACUCUUCAGUAUCCUAAUGGAAGAAGCUAGAUUUUUAACUUUUCCUUUGGGUUGCUGGCUGAAUUUAAGGUUAGUCAGGUAUAAGAAAAUUUAGGGGAGACUGGAAUUUUAAUAUGAAAGACAUAGGCUUCAAGAAAUUUGCAUAAGGUCACACAACUUACACGUUUUUAAAGACUGUCCUGGAAAAGAAAGUGAUAGAUAAACUAAGUUCAAAACCAGGAUUUCAUUCACUUUAGUGUAGACUCAUUAAGGUUAAGUAACUGUAGUUAAGAGAAUUCAAAACAUAACUAAGCGUAAAUUUGCUUUUGAAAAUAAUCCUAAAGAAUUAGCAUAAAUAUGAUGUGAUUAAAAAUUUAAAUGUGAAUAUUUCUAAGUACAUUGUAUGAUCAGGAAAGUUCUCAAAUGGUGGAUUUUGUUUUUUUCUUUGUGUGACUUUGCUUUGGUCUAGACUUUCCUAGAAUUCAGUAUGUAGCCCAGGCUGGGCUCACACUCCAAAGCAAUCUAGUCUACCAAACUCAUGAAUUAUGAAUGAACUACUAUGCCCAGUUUACUAAAAUAAUUUUGAAAGGCAAAUAUGAGCUCAAUACAAGCAAAUUGGCUAUUUUGAGUGCUUUGGAAACAGGACCAAGAAAUGGCCUCUAUUAAAUGAAGGUUAUCUAUUUUAAGUAGUUCAGCCCUAGAUUGAAAUGAAUAAAAAGUAUUCUUUGCCUUUAUAAGACUAUGUCUUGGGUUUGAACACUAGAGAGCAAUGUUUGGAAAGUACAGUAAGUUUUAAGUCUUAAGAAAUAGACCUAUACCCAUACUGACAAUUUAUGCCAUUUUGGAAAUAAAAAUACUACCUUGAUUUCCACCCCUUCCCCUUCUCUGUUCCCUUAGGAUAUUGUAGGGACCCUAUGAUUAGUUUUUCUAACCAAGAAAGCACUUAAAUCUCUUUAAGCAAGUACUUUGCAUAACAUCUGGUUGAAUAACCCAGCUUGCUGUUCAGCUCAUCCUACUGGAGACAAAGGUAAGACAUUUUGAUACCUAGUUUGGGGUCUAAAUUUUAAGAACUAAAGUUUGGAAUGAAUAAUUUUCUCUUGGAAUGGUCCCCCUUCCCAGCUUUUUAGUAAUUUGAAUGUUUAUAUAUCCGCCCAUCUUAAUUCUGGAGUUGAAUGUGAUAAAUUCUAAGAUCAGCUUUUCUUAGUUUUGUCUAUGAACAUGGUUUUGUAGGGUUGGUGCUAUUUUUAGCUUCCUGUGGUCGAGGUCAAUUCUUGGUGUUUGCCUUUUUGCUUUGUAUAUGAAACUUGUAGUUAAAUUUACAAAUGAAAUAAAAUAUAUGUAUUUAGUAUUAAAAGGAGAGAAAGUAUUAGACUGAGUUCUGUUGUAACAACCAGUUUUGGCUUAUUUCUAUCAUGAUUUGAAGAUCGAUUGACAAUCCACAAUUCUGAAAUCUUAAAAACCAUGAGUACCAGGGAUUGUUUUUGUCGAGCCAAUUGAAUGUAAAAAUCUGGCCAGAAUGAUACCUUCAUUGUAUAAUUAGUGUCACUAAUGAGUUUGCCAGCAGAAAUACUAGUGCGUUCUUCAUUACAAAGUUGCUUAGACAUGUUGAAGGUGUUUAUAUAAGGUACAUGGAUAAAAGCUUCAUGUAAAGUAUGAAAACCGUGAAACUCAAAUACAUCUCUCCUGGGUGGGCAAGGAGUUGAAUGUAGAAUUGUACUAGUAUUGUGGAGGAUUAACGCUGCUGUAUGUAAUUUUGGGAGUGAAUAAAAGGCUGUUACUUUGAAACCCUUAUUGAGAUUUAAGU
Molecule: messenger RNA, 4832 nt
Organism: Microtus oregoni (creeping vole)
Lineage: Eukaryota; Metazoa; Chordata; Mammalia; Rodentia; Cricetidae
Gene: Srsf1
Product: serine and arginine rich splicing factor 1
Exons: 5
Coding region: 114-875 (253 amino acids)
Cellular component (GO): nucleus; cytoplasm; ribonucleoprotein complex
Molecular function (GO): mRNA binding
Source: RefSeq, a predicted model, not a curated record